Chenopodium quinoa (quinoa) is the source of this 726-nucleotide messenger RNA. RefSeq lists its product as uncharacterized. The record is from RefSeq and is a predicted model, not a curated record. NCBI's taxonomy places the organism in Eukaryota, Viridiplantae, Streptophyta, Magnoliopsida, Caryophyllales, Amaranthaceae. The transcript has a single exon. Bases 1 to 726 code for a protein of 241 amino acids.
AUGCAGUUUUUCUUGACUGUUAAAAAAGUUCAUUCUGUAUUGACUGUUCCUAGGCCUGUUAUUCCUGAUAAUGCUGAAGAAGAUGAAACAGUUUAUCUGAAUAGUGAAAUAGAAACUUGGAAUGAAACUGAUUUCACGUGCAAGAAUUAUAUUCUUAAUGGUCUGUCUGAUAACUUGUAUGACUAUUAUAAUAUGGAAAAUUCUGCUAAGGAUUUGUGGGAUGCCCUGCAAAAGAAAUAUGAUACUGAAGAAGCAGGUGCCAAAAAGUAUGCUGUCAAUAGGUAUCUGAAGUUUCAGAUGACUGAUGAAAAGUCCGUGGAAGUGCAAUCCCACGAGCUUCAGAAAAUUGCCCAUGAGAUAAUUUCCGAAGGUAUGGCCCUUGUUGAACAAUUUCAAAUUGCUGUUAUUAUUGACAAAAUUCCUCCUUCUUGGAAAGAUUUCAAAAAUAAUCUCAGGCACAAGACUAAGGAAUUCUCCUUAGAAAGUUUGAUCACUCGGCUCCGUAUAGAAGAAGAAUCCAGAAAACAGGACCAGAAGGAAGAAAUCUUACAGGUCACUAACAAUGCUCCUAAGCGAUCUGCUGCAGAUCUCAAGCCUGCUGGUAAGAAUUUCAAACCUCAGAACCGGAAGAAUAACUUCAACAAAAGUAAACAGAAUGUUCAAAAGAACAAUGAAAAGCAACAGUCUCAACCCCCUAAGAAUGGUACUGGUCAAUAUAUGCUAUAG